Molecule: messenger RNA, 1925 nt
Organism: Molossus molossus (Pallas's mastiff bat)
Lineage: Eukaryota; Metazoa; Chordata; Mammalia; Chiroptera; Molossidae
Gene: NUS1
Product: NUS1 dehydrodolichyl diphosphate synthase subunit
Exons: 5
Coding region: 176-1057 (293 amino acids)
Cellular component (GO): endoplasmic reticulum membrane; dehydrodolichyl diphosphate synthase complex
Molecular function (GO): ditrans,polycis-polyprenyl diphosphate synthase [(2E,6E)-farnesyl diphosphate specific] activity
Source: RefSeq, a predicted model, not a curated record
GAGGCUGGAGGAAGAUGGCGGCGGGGGCGAGGUGAGGUGUUGGCAGUGGAAAGGGAUUUGGGCGCCCGGGGCGGCGGAACGCGGAGCGAUGGCCCGCGCCGGUCGCAGGGGUAGAUAAAAAGCCGUCGCGCCGUGGGUGUGGGAGGGAAAUAGGACAGCCUGGCGCCACGAGAGUAUGACGGGGUUGUACGAGCUGGUCUGGCGGGUGCUGCACGCUUUGCUCUGCCUGCACCGCACUCUUCUCUACUGGUUCCGCGUUCGGUUUGGUACCUGGAACUGGAUCUGGCGGCGCUGCCGCCGCGCUGCCUCUGCCGCGGUCCUAGCGCCGCUUGGCUUCACGCUCCGCAAGCCCCAGGUUGUAGGCAGGAACCGCCGUCAGCACCGGCACCCGCGAGGGGGGCCGGGCUCGGGCGCCACCCACCCCCGGCUGCGCUGGGAAGCGGACGGCCGUUCCCUGGAGAAGCUGCCUGUGCACAUGAGCCUGGUGAUCACCGAGGAAGAGCAGGAGACCAGCUUCUCGGACAUCGCAAGCCUCGUGGUGUGGUGUAUGGCAGUGGGCAUCUCCUACAUUAGUGUCUACGACCACCAAGGUAUUUUCAAAAGAAAUAAUUCCAGAUUGAUGGAUGAAAUUUUAAAACAACAGCAGGAACUUCUGGGCUUAGAUUGUUCCAAAUAUUCAACAGAGUUUGCAAAUAGUAAUGACAAAGAUGAUCAAGUUUUAAAUUACCAGUCGGCAGUGAAGGUCCUGUCCCCAGAGGAUGGAAAAGCAGAUAUUGUGCGAGCUGCUCGGGAAUUUUGCCAGUUAGUAGCCCAGCAGCAAAAGAAAUCCACAGAUUUGGAUGUGCAAAUGUUAGACAAUUUACUUAGUUCACAUGGUUUUCCUGAUCCUGAUGUGGUAUUGAAGUUUGGUCCUCUGGAGAGCACAGUAGGCUUUCUUCCCUGGCACAUCAGAUUGACUGAGAUUAUCUCUUUGCCUUCCCACCUGAACAUCAGCUAUGAGGACUUUCUCUCUGCCCUUCGUCAGUAUGCAGCGUGUGAACAGCGUCUGGGAAAGUAACGGUCCCUGGAUGCAUGACUGAUUUCAGGCUUUUGGAGAAAAGGACCCAGUGACUGAUGUUUACAAAGCACCUAUGAAACCCUAUACAAAACUAGUUCAUAAUCCUCAUAAUUUAUCAACAAACAAAAAAGUGUCUUACUUGAGAGUAAGUAUGUGUGAGUAUGUGUGUGUGUGUACGCGUGUGCGUGUGUGUGUGUGUGUGUGGAAAUAAGCAUAAAUGGGAAGUAUUGAAGAAGGAAAUACAUGGACUUGCACCUUUGAGCAAAUAGCAGUCAUGUUAUAAGAACUGACAUUUCAGUUUUAAAGGCUUCGGCCCCAGCUACUUUCCUGUUUUGUAGGGAGAUGAGUGGAUGCUUAGAGCUGUUAGAUUGUUGUUUGGGGAGGGAAGGGAAUACUUUUUUUUUCCUCAGUCUUUCCUGGUGACCAAACUUUAAUUUUUAUGAGUAAUAUAUUGAUUUAUUAAAUGGAAGCAUUUGAGUGUGAGGGAUUUCCAGAGGAAUGGAGUUCUUUAUUGCUUACAGGUUAAAACCUUGCCCACCGUUGAAGCAGAAGGAAUACCUGUUUUCAUCUAUCCGUCCAUUUUCAUCUCAUCAUUAUUGUCAAACAAUGUGACUGGAGAGUGUUGAUCCGGUGUCUUUGUUCUGGGUUGUGAAAAUCACUUGAAAAAGAACUCUUACAUUGAAAUGCAGAAUUUUAAAAACAUGUAUUAGGCAGUUUUGGGCAGUCCAAAAAAAGGGUGAAGAAUUUGUAAUCUGAAAAGUAAAGGUGGAAAGUUUCAUGAAAAAGGAAAGAAAGUUUGGAUUUUGGUUUUUUUGUUUUUAAUUUUUUUUUCCUUUAUUGGUUUUCAGAGAAGAAGGGAGGGGGAAGA